Lutzomyia longipalpis is the source of this 1666-nucleotide messenger RNA. RefSeq lists its product as uncharacterized. NCBI's taxonomy places the organism in Eukaryota, Metazoa, Arthropoda, Insecta, Diptera, Psychodidae. Bases 155 to 1030 code for a protein of 291 amino acids. The transcript has 5 exons. The record is from RefSeq and is a predicted model, not a curated record.
UCAACACAAACAAUUCUUCGUGUGUAAAAAUUUUUUAAUAUAAAAGACGCUGAGCAGUGGAAGUGGAGGUCAGUACGGAGCCACAUUUGCCGAUUGUUGGUGAGAAAGAUCAAAAGUGAGUUAUUGACUGCCAUCAGUACAUUAUUGAGUGAACAUGAAGAGCCAUCAGACUAUAGUGUGGUCGUGCCUUUUAAUUGCUGCAACAAGUGCAUCAUCUGUUGCUCGGCACCCCGAUGCACCUUCCGCUGUGCAAGAGGUUCAUCCACUCUUGCGCAUUAGGAGACAGUCUACCGGAACGGGAGGGCUAUGUGUUCCCGAGGGAGGCUACUGCACAAAACAAUUCCACUGCUGCUCUGGGAUUUGCCAGACAUUCUCCUACAAAUGCGUCCCUCGUCAUUCACAAGGGGCACAAAUUGAUCUCGUAUCGAUGAUCAUUGAGUCCACAUCCGGUGCAUUUGGCGGUCUUGAAAAUCGUUUUGGAGAAAAUAACACAGCUCCAGUUUGUGCCAAGGAUGGCGAAUACUGCCAAAUGAGCGCACAGUGUUGCUCUCGCAGAUGCCUCAGCUACUCCUACAAGUGUGUUCCUGAUCACUCUCUCGUCCCUCCAGAUGGAUCAUCCAAUUCCCCAGUUGCUAGUAUUCCACAGAAUGUCAUUACAAUUGAGGAGCUCAUUAGCAAUCGUUUUGGUGAACCUAGUGCCACAGCAAAUGCCAGUGGGGGCUCGUGUCUUUCCAAUGGUGUUGCAUGCUCAGACUCCAAUAAAUGCUGUUCAAAGUUUUGUGCUCAGGCAACGUUGAAUUCCCGCGUAUGCAUCCCAAGGAGCAAUGAAGUUCGUCCUCAAGGCCCCCAAACGCAACCACCGUCUACAGCACUGGUGCCACAGUCCCCACAGAAUCCUCCAGUUGACUAUGCAUCUUCCGAAGAAUCAUCCAAUCCAACAGGAUGUGAGCCAAUUGGCAGAAAGUGCUACAUCCACGAAGAAUGCUGCAGCCGGCGCUGUCAUGGGUUUUUACACCAGUGCGUCACAUAAGAUUCAACUUGCUUCAUAAAACCCACACACACCUCUAAAAGGAAAACAUUUAUCAUGAACAAGUUUCUCUCUCGUGCACGUUUUAUAGAUGCCGAGAAGUAAAAACAAUACGAAUUUUAUGCAAAAUAAUCCCUUUUUAGUAUUUAACUGUGUUAAAAUGAGACUAUUGUCAGUCGCAAAAGAACUUCCUCUGAGUUCUGCGCCUUCUUUUUUUUGGCAAUACAUUGACAAAAUUAAGUCAAUCGCAAAAGCAAACCGCGUAGUAUGGCAAAAAAAACAUAUAGCUAUGUAUGAAAAAAAAAAUACAUAUUCAGCUUUAUUCUAAAAUGUUGAUUAAUUCGACGGUCAAUUUAGGUGAGGAAUCGACAUAAAUCUCUUCGGGUUAUACCUGCUAUGUAUGCCAAGUUUUUUUUUUAAAUAAACACGGAGUUUUUCUUUAUUUUUUUAUAGACUGCUAAAAAUAUGUAUUAUUAUAUAUAUUUUACGGUACUUUACCCAAAAGCCCUAAAGCUCAAAGCUGAAAAAAAAGUUUCACAAUGAAGUGUGAGAAAACAUUAAUUAGUUAGAUUUUAUAAUAGAACACUCUUAUGUAAUCACUGUAUGUACAAUAAAAACCAUAUAAAUUGGUUCUUACGA